AUGGCGUGGAAUUCAAGCUUCCUAGUCCUAAUGGCCUCUUUGUAUCUCAUGAACCUCGCUAUUGCUAAAACUCCGUGCAAGACAAAAGUUAGCGUACCUGGAAUGGCUCUAAAAGGAUUCGUCUUUAAAAAGGUCCCAGUAUCAUCUCCUCAUGUGUGCGAUAUCACCUGCGAGAGGGAAACGAUAUGUCAAAGCUACAACUAUGUAAUUGGCGAAAAGUCCUGUGAAUUGAACUCCCGAACCAAGGAAGCAAGGCCCGAGAAUUUCCAGCCAGAUGAUUUACGCUUUUACAUGGGACGCAUUAGUGGUAGAAGUAUGUAUCCGGUUUAGUUUAUUUUAAAUACAAAUCUUUCUCAAUGAGUUCUUAGUAAAAACCUGCCACAUUCUGGGAGCAAGUGUCUGAUUGCUUUAUUAUUAAAUACACUAAUAUCAGCUAAAAAUUCACGGAUCUUCAUUAUUAUUAUUCUGUGUUUAUCUUGCCCGGACAAAUAUAUUUUCAACUCUAAUCUGUAUUGAAACUUCUAUUACCCUUAAACUAUAUAUUAAUGAAGUCAUGUCUACAUCAUAGCCCCCUUAGGAUCUAUUCCCGAACUACCAGCGUUAUCGUGCCAAGAAAUAAAAUUAAGUGAAGGUAAAGACAGCAUCAGUAAAAAGUAUUGGUUGGAUCCAGCUAAUGUCGGGAGUUCAGAGUUGGUUUACUGCGACAUGAUUUUGGAAGGUAAGUCAGUAUACCAAGAACAGAAUUUACACAGUGUUUGGUAUGCCUUUGUCCUUGCCUUUUGUGAAAUGUUUUCACUAUGUCUCAGAAAUUUCUUCGAUUAAUUUCCAAAUAGACAUCGAUGAAUGCAAAGGCAGCAAUAACGUUACUUGUGACGAAAAUGCAAACUGCUCCAAUACUGUUGGGUCUUAUAAUUGCACCUGCAAAGACGGAUUUACUGGGGAUGGUCACUCGUGCUCAGGUAAAAUAGUUACAGACAUACCGAGGUACAAUGUUUAAUUUUUUUCUCGUCCAAAAAACACUGAAGGUACAUUUGAGCUAUCUACAAUCGAGUGAGUGAAUAAUAGAAUAAUAAUAGCUUGCAUGCUAUAUCAGUGGAUCCUUAGCAUUAAACAAAGUAACUUAUUAAGUAAUUUUUCUUUCUUUUUUUAAGCAGCAUUACCCAUAUAUGUUUAUGCACGGAGUUGCCAUGAUCUACAUCCGGUUUGUUUCAUAGCCAUCAUGUUAGGAGAUGUAAAAAAAACCGUUGGAGAAGAGAAUAUAAUAUCUAGAUUCCAAGUUUCAAAAAAUCUAGUUCAUUAAAGACAAAAAAAGAGAAAGGUUUUUGUUAAUAUUUGAAAUGAUUAAAGUAGUUGCAAAUCAUUAGGUGGCAAAAAUAAAGUGCAAAACACAUUUACGCUUUCUCAGAUAUUGACGAGUGUAAAGGAAAUCACUCCUGUCACGUGAAUGCUAAGUGCAAUAACACCCUUGGAUCACAUAUAUGUGAAUGUCAGCCUGGAUAUACUGGAAAUGGACGAAACUGCACAGGUGAAUUUAAUUUCUUCGUUACAAUAUUUACAAUAGGCCUGCAUGACACGUUUAACUACGGCGCCGCACCAUUCAGCCACGAUGCAAGACAAUUAUAUAAUUUAUUACUCAUAACUCGUUAUGAUUUAGGCAGCCGUUUCUCAUGUUAAGAACCUCUUAGAUAAUGUCCCUGACUUUUAAAUGAACAAUUUUGGUGACUGAUGCACUGUUAUUCUGCUUUUAAAUAGACCUUAAAAAAGUUAUUGACAAAGGAAUGAAAAUAAAAUCGCUCGUUUGGCUCUGAACCCUGUGCACAUGAUAGAUAUGUACGUGACUUUCCAUGGCACUACGUUUUCGUUGAUAUAUUUGAGAGAAAAAAGUUGAAAAUUAUCAUCAAGUUUUAUAAAAUAGUCAAGAUACUACAAGCGUCCCGAUUGGUCAAAAUUAAUUGUUAUAGGGGGCAAGUUUCUAAAGAAACUUUGGUGCUCCGUCGGUGGGAGAGUAUAGCAGAUAAUUUAGUUAACAACUGAGUUCAAAAUAUAAAUUGGCCACCGUAAAGAGUAAAAAAAGCUAAUCAGCCUUUUUACUCUUUACGGUGGCCAAUCUACGUUUUCAACCCAGUUGUGGACACUAAAUUACCAACUUUUGAUUAUGUUUUAAAUGAUUUAAAAACCUUACACAAACUUUAAUGUGAUGCAGACAUGACUCUCCGUGGAUCUUAAAAACCCUAAAAGAAUCUCUCCAAGAUUCCUUCAUAAAAAGAGCAGUUAUGAUCAAUCAAACUUAUUUGACUUACGCAAGCCAAUGGGCCUUUUGAUUACAAAUAAUUGGAUGAUGCUAGUAGGCAGAGAGUUAUUACACACUCCUAGGAAAUAAUUGGGUACUAGCGAAUACUUCUGGGCUGGUAUCUCUGUGUGGGAGCUGAGGAUCAAAAAUGUCUUAAACGCAUUUGGUAGCAUUCAGUUGAGCCGGUAAAAUCAACUCAGGCUUUGAUGGGCGAUUAAAGCAAGAGGAAACGUAAUUCUUCAUAAAGCUAUCAUUUCAUUUUAGUUCCUUUGUGCAUCAUCAUUGUCUAACCCAAAUUCAUCAAAACCUGGGUGACGCUAAUAGAAAGAGCAGUUAAGCUACAUCAAAAUUUGGUAAGCUGUUUUGUGAAGUGCUUGCGUCUAGGACCCAAGAAAACAAGACUAAGGUUUCUAAGCUUAUGCUCGGCAACUUCUUCCCAAUUGCAUAUUUUAAAAUUUAUUCUUUUUUUAUGUUAUCAUUUUACAGAUAUUAACGAGUGUAAAGGAAAUCACUCUUGUCACGUAAAUGCUACAUGCAUGAACACCAAAGGAUCGUAUGUCUGUACUUGUCACCCAGGAUAUACUGGAAAUGGAAGCGACUGCACAGGUACUUGAUGCAUUUCUUUUGAAACCAUUUCCAUCAGAAAGAAAGGCACUAUCAUAUUUGCGAGACUUGUUUUAUCAGCAUACCUUGUAUUGACCCUUUCACUCCUAAGAUCUCAUUAGUAAUUCUCCUUACUGUCUACCAUAUAAUUCUUAUGAAGUCAGUUCUAAGAAUUUGGUAUUGAAUCAACUGAUAAUCCUCGAGCUGAUAUUUUUCCUUAUUCUCGUCACUUGUCUGUUCGAUAUUGUAAUGAUUUGGUGAGGAGAAUUUCUUUCUUGGUCAUUAAAGGGAGUUAGGUGGUUAAGUAAACAUUCAGUGCAAGGUAAAAAAUCUCGACUGGUAAAGGGAGAUUUGAUAGACAGGCUUACAGGACAGAACAACGGAUUUGAACUUGGGGGGACCGAGAUAAAAAAUCUGGUGAGUGGUAAUGUGAAGUGUUUGCGUCUAGAACCACAAGACAACAACUAGGGUUUCUUACGUCAUGAUCGGAGACUUUUUUACAAUUACAGAUUUUUUUUUUUUUUUUUUUUUUUAAGUCAUGUUUAUGAUUUUACAGAUAUUAACGAGUGCAAAGGGAAUCACUCGUGUCACGUGAAUGCUACAUGCAAGAACACCCUUGGAUCACAUGUAUGUCAAUGUCAUGCUGGAUAUACUGGAAAUGGACAAAACUGCGCAGGU
Molecule: messenger RNA, 3571 nt
Organism: Pocillopora meandrina
Lineage: Eukaryota; Metazoa; Cnidaria; Anthozoa; Scleractinia; Pocilloporidae
Source: the annotation of a GenBank genome assembly